ACGCAUUUUGUCAAAUCAAGGCGUAGGGACGGUAUCACGGUAAAAAACACUAUAAUUAAAAUUCCAGUACAAGUCAACGAGUAUUCAUGCACCCAAUGUUAAAAAUCUGUAACAAUGCUUGUCGCAAAGAAACUUUUAACGUCCCAGAUAUCAAAUAUCGUUACUUCCGUCACUAGAAACUAUAAGGUGACCAUCGUCGGUGGAGCAAGUGAGAUCGGCCAAACGGUAAGUUUGAUGCUGCGAGCCCAACCUUCAAUCACCAAGCUGAAUAUCCAUGAUACCCUCAACCAGACCCCAGGAGUCAUUUUAGACUUGUCUCACAUACCUGCAGAAUCAAUACUCAAGGGCUUUUCGGGCGAAGAAACCUUAGAGCGAGCGCUGAAGGAUUCAGACAUAGUCCUUGCAACUGGAGGAAGCACACGCACUCCUGGGACGUCUAAAAAAACAUGGCUCUCAAACAACACGGAAUUCAUCAAAAUGUUCUCCAGCAAAAUAGCCAAAAUAAACCCAUUUCCUUUCGUGGGAAUUCUCACAGAACCGAUAAACAUUCUUGUUCCUAUGUCAGCUGAAAUAAUGAGGAACCACGGGGACUACGACCCAAAGAAAUUGUUCGGGAUUGCCACGAUAGAUCACCUCCGAGCCCAAUCGUUGUAUGCUUUGGAGAACAAUUUGAACCCUCGUAACUGCAUGGUACCAGUCAUAGGCGGGCGAUCGGGGAAGACCGCGAUACCUCUGAUAUCUCAGGCGAAGCCGGCUUGUCCAAUGAACGAGAAAACUAUACAGGAGUUUACUUCAAGGAUACGUAAAUGCGACGAGAAUAUAAUGGAUGCCAAGAAGGGUUGGUCGUCUACUUUGUCACCUGCCUACGGUGCUCUGAUGUUCACGCGAUCGGUAUUGGAAGCGCUUGAUGGCCGCCCUGCUAAAGUCGCGGCUUACAUCGAAAAUAAUGACUUUGGAACUAAUUACUUCGCGGGAAUAGUUAAUGUGAAUAGUAACGGUGCUGCUGAAAUGCAGAGGUACACUGACUUGUCCAAAUUCGAAUGCCACUUACUGGAACGAAGCAUUGAGCAAAUAAGAAAAGACGUUAUCAAAGGAAAGAAGAUUCUCGAGUUAGCUUAACUUGUAACGUUUAAUUUUUCCAGUUGUGCAAUAUGAUGGUGUCUUUUUAUAAUGGAAUUUAUUAUGAAGAUAAUAAACACGCAAAUACCAAUUAAUAGAUCCAUUUAUUUACACUUAACGCGAUGUUCUUACAAUCGUAACAACAACCAAACGCACGUAUCACAGAGAACAAGUAAUAAAAAUUCAUUUAACAUUGACUACGAAAUUAAAGAACAAUUUUUAUACUAGAAAAAUAUACUAAACUAUCACUAAACUAGGAAUCAAUACUGAACACUCCUUUUUGGCAAUUCAUAGUGAUAUUACUCCGAUGUAUGAGACUACAAUGCAUUAAGUGUAUUUUAAACUUAAUAUAAAAGAGCAUUAAUUGCUUAAACAAUGUAAACUUCUUAUUAUUAAUCAAAUAUCAGCUUGUUUCAUUAGAUCACAACCAAACUGAAAUUAUUUAUGAACUCCAAUCCACUUUAUUGCAAUACAAUUUAAUCUGUACUGAACUUGGAACAGAUAUGUUUCAUAUUUAAUUUUUAGUCAUAAUCACUUACCGAUGCCCUUUACAUUCGAUUUUUACAAAUUAAACAUGAAAUUCUUUAGUACAAAAAUUCAUUACAAAAUUGUUCUCUGUAAAAUUAUAUCCUUAUCCUAAAAUAUCAAUUUGAACUCUUUUGGCUUUAGAAUAAUGACAAUAAUUU
Molecule: messenger RNA, 1805 nt
Organism: Ostrinia nubilalis (European corn borer)
Lineage: Eukaryota; Metazoa; Arthropoda; Insecta; Lepidoptera; Crambidae
Product: malate dehydrogenase-like
Exons: 1
Coding region: 115-1119 (334 amino acids)
Biological process (GO): carboxylic acid metabolic process
Cellular component (GO): cytoplasm
Molecular function (GO): L-malate dehydrogenase (NAD+) activity
Source: RefSeq, a predicted model, not a curated record